UUGUCAAUCUAGAAUCUUUGUCGCAAUUUUAUAUUUUACAUUUCGCAGGUAUUCUGAAAUAAAACAUAGCAUUUUCUUUGUUAUAAUGAGGUGAUACAUUUAAUUACUCUUUGUUACUCACUGGAGGAUUGAUAGAAGCUGAUUGGUACGAGGCGAGUAUUUUUCUGCGAUUGGAGCCUUAUAUGGGACAAAAAUGGCGUUUUCUCUCAGGAAGAUGCUUUCUAACAUCAAUUAUUUCGGCAAACCAGGCGACACUGGCUACGAGGAGACCAAACGAGCGCAAAAACAUUUUGGCGAAACAUCAGAAAGCAUAGAUUUCGAGAGGACGGAACCCGAUUCCACAUCCAGGUAUGCGACUAGCCUAAAAUUACCAGAGUCAGUGAAAAAUUUUGCUGCUAAGAAGUCUUCUCUGUCUGAUACUGACAUCUUAAACGUCCCUGAGACGCCAGUUUCAAAGAAAUCUAAACGAAAAUGUAAAAAACUUAAGGUUGACGUAGACGCAAGAAUUAGCGAUAGCCAGGAAAAUUCAGAUGAUACCCCCAGCGAGAACACACCUAAACAUGUCCAUUUAGAAGUCCAGAGCGCUGAUAUAUUCAAAGACUUUGAUUUUAACAAGUCAUUUGAUUUUGGUUUGUCUGAUGAUGACUCUGAUGAUAACGGUGAUAUCCAGUCUCUCUUGGACCAUUCAGACUCCGAUGGUUCUAUAACAUCACGAGAGAAAGUCAAAAUGUGUCGCAAAGUCCAACCAAUUCAGGAAGAACAGUUGAUACGGUCCACCAGCCUGGAGUCUUUUGGAGACGUGGAGUUGCAUAAAAAUGAAGAGGAACGGAUCUCUCUCCUCCUCAACUAUCAAAACAAAUUAGAGAAAAUUGAUUGUUUCGUGAAAAAACUUCUGUCUGAUUUCCAAUUUAAUAUAGAAGUCUCCAAAAUAUUUCAUUGCCGAUCUCUUGUGCCAACCGUACCAGGGGGUGAAGUUAAACAGCUAGAUGCUGCAUUUGUCGACAGCCGUGCUCCAAGCCCUUCAGGCCCAUGGAAUGUCAUUGUUGAAAAAGAAGACGUUAUUACGAAGCAAAAAUUUAAAAAGCAGCUCAUGUCAGUGAAAUAUACUAUAGAUGAAUUUGUCAAUUGUUAUUUGAAUGAAUCAAAAGAAAGAAAGCCUUUUACAACUAAGCUGAGGAGUAAGAAGAAAAUGCGACAUUUUGAUUUUCCGGAUUUGCGUGAAGCCAUGGUUAAUCUAUUUGGCACAGAAGAACAGAACACAGAUCUGUGUGACUCCAAAUGUGUCUGUAAUUGUCACUCUCAGUCUGAAGCCGACUCUGGCUUGACCUCUAAAUCGGAUGAGAGAUCUCUAUCAAAUCAAUCUAUAACAUCAUCAAUCGGUAACUUCAGCUUAGAUUCAUCCACCUUAACAGCAUAUUCCGAAUCUCUCGAUCAAAUUGUCAGCUAUUGCAGCUUCCAAGACACAAGCUUGUACAGCGACUUGCUGCAAACACCAGCCAUUGAACGUAUCACAUUCUACGUACAAGUCCACAGUGUUCAACUCAAGAGUGAAGCGAGCAAUCAAGACUUUGAAUCCAAGAAUGUUAUUAAAUUCUACUGCCCUACUUGUAAAGUCACUGAGACUGAUGAAAACAGUCUGCUACGUCACAUUUUGAGCCAAACACAUUGCGAGAAGAUACAUUUCCAAUACAAAACAGCUUAUAUAAAGAAGUGUGUCGCUGCUGGAAAAGAAAUACAGCCAAGUACAGUGCUGAAUCCAAUGACAAUGUACCGGGAUGUUAACAAGAUUGUCUGCUUCGGAGAAGCUGUGUACGCCUGCUCCCUGUGCUUCGAGAAUCCUAUCGCUGGCGAAUCCAUCUUGAUGGCACACAUUUUAGAGCAGGAACAUAUUGAGAGACGAGAAAAGUUAGAUGAAAUCAUAGAGUAAGUGCAUGAUUUUUUUUAUUAUCUUAAAGAGCAUGUGUUCUACUCAAUAAUACUUGUGCAAUCAAUUGAUAUUUGCUUAAGAAGUAACCCAAUUAGCUCACAUUUGAUUAUUACAAGCAUAAUACAC
This is a messenger RNA of Cydia amplana, 2053 nucleotides long. RefSeq lists its product as uncharacterized. The coding region runs from base 194 to 1927 and encodes 577 amino acids. The record is from RefSeq and is a predicted model, not a curated record. The transcript has 2 exons. Lineage: Eukaryota; Metazoa; Arthropoda; Insecta; Lepidoptera; Tortricidae.